Molecule: messenger RNA, 1631 nt
Organism: Oryzias latipes (Japanese medaka)
Lineage: Eukaryota; Metazoa; Chordata; Actinopteri; Beloniformes; Adrianichthyidae
Source: RefSeq, a predicted model, not a curated record
AGUUUUCUAUGCGUCUUCGAAUGGAUCCUACCAGCCGGCCAGAAAUAACGCUAAUUAGCGGCUAAUAUUGUGUUUUCCAGUUCCCCUCCUUUUCCCACAAUGUCCACAAUAUUAAAAUAUCCUAAAAUGAGGAAAUUCGUCGCAGUUUUAUUGUUCUUCUGUUGCGCAUCACAGGAGCACACGUUAGAAAACCCGGAGAACGAGGAGCUUAAAAUACAAUGUGAAGAAAACAAGAUGAGAAUAACCGUUCAGAGGGAGUUCUUCCGGAAAACAAACACCCCGUUCAGUCCGGAGCUCAUUCGGCUCGGAUGGAACUCGACCUGUGGACCCGAGAGGCCCGGAACCGACACCGAGGUGAUGGUUCUGUCUGCGGGGCUGCAGGAUUGCGGAACCGAGUCCAGGGUUGACGGGGAUUGGCUCUUGUACUCCAAUCAGCUGCUGCUCUUCCCGGCUAUCCUUCCCACCGCCACCGGCAGCGUGAUCGUCCGCGGCGUGACCACAGUCAUACCUGUUGAGUGCUACUAUGAAAGGAAGCAGAAAGUUAUAGGAGAGCCACUGAUGCCGACCUGGAUACCGAUGACGUCCAGCAUCCGCGGCUUCGGCCUCCUGCGCUUCUCCCUUCGUAUCAUGGCGGGUGAAUUCAUCCUGUUCAGCCCCGACUUUAAAACAACAACAACAACAACAAUGUCUCACCUGUCUGUUUUUCUGUGCUCCUCCUGCACAGAUGAAUGCGCCUCCGCGCGCAGCUCCUCUGUGUUCCAGCAGGGGGAAGCAGUGUUUUUGGAGGCCGCUGUGGAUUCGGCGCUGCACCCCCCCCUCACUCUGUAUGUGGACCACUGCGCCGCCACCGUGCAGCCUGACCCCCUCUCCGAGCUCAGAUACAGCUUCAUAACCAAACACGGAUGUCUAAUGGACAGUGUCCUGCCAGGAUCUUCAUCCAGAUUCCUGCCCAGGCAGCGGGAUGACCGGCUGUGCUUCAGCGUCCAGGCUUUCCGCUUCAGAAAGACACCUGUGGACCAGAUGUUCAUCAGCUGCCACCUCAAAGCCGCCCCCAAGCGGAGCCACCACAGCCACCUGGACAAAGCCUGUUUCUUCCACAGAGCCACCUUCAGCUGGCGAGCCACCGACGGGAACGGCGCCGUGUGCGAAUGCUGCGACUCGGACUGCCUGAGUCUGGAGGGAGAGGAGAACCGCGGAGACUCCACGUCGUUGCAGAUAGGUGUUCUGCCGACAGUAAGCUGGCUCGUGAUCUGGUUAACAGGUGGGAGGUUUGAGGCCGACAGGACCGUUGGACCACUGCACACUUUGGAGCGCUCUCAUUGGACGGGCCGGCUGUCAGUCAAUCAGUGAAGAGCUGCCCCCACAGUUUCAGACGGUUCCUCCAUCUGGACCGAGGAGGUCGUUGGUCAGAGAAGUGAGCAGACCAGGACUUUCCAGAGAGAAGAACCACAAUGGAUGAACAGAAAAGAAUGUGUGUGUGUGUGUGUGCUGCAGGAAGACCUGUGCGGUCCUGGGACAGCAAAUGUGACGGAGCAGAGGGGAAUCCUGCUUUCGGUUUUGUUUUUGCACACAAAUAAAUUCAGGGAUUGAUUUAAUUAGAAAUAAAUAAAAGGAUUCUUUUUUUUUCUCAA